UUGUCUCCAUGUAACGAAAAAGUCAACCUACAGGAAAUAUUACUCUCGAAUAGAACAAGCUAGGAGUGUUGGUCUUGUGUAGAUUGGAAGAGAAGAACUUUUUCUAUCGAUUAGUCCUAUUAAAAGUUUAAAUCGAAACGAAAAUGGCUUCGGAAUAUCGUUUUCGAAAAUCUCCACUAAUAACUCACCUGAUUAGUCAAUUACUGAUCAAUCAAAUUUCGAUAACCCUGAGUCUUCUCCCUUAAAUGGUGAAAAUGAAAACUCCGGGUCUCUAUGAUGUUCCUAUCAAAAAUUAUUCAGAAAACAGUAGAGCGCUUUAUUUUUUGACAGAGGCUGCGCUGACAAGUUCUUUUCCUCUUGAAUCUUCGUCUUUAUGUUUUGUUUUUCUUUCUUAGAUCAACAAAAUCAAUAUUAAGUUCAACAAUAAGUAUGGCAGCCUAUAGUUCUUUAUUAUCCAAUGAGCGUUCGGGUACAACAAAAGCAUUUAUUCUUCAUUAUAUAUUUUUUCAAUAUCCUGAAUCAUUACUUAAUGAAAUUGUUUAUCGUUUAAUGCAUACAGAUGCUGUUAUAACAUUAACAAAAUCCAAUGAUAUACAACGAAAAAUUUCUAGUGACGCAUCAACAGUUUUAGCUGGUCGAGCUUAUCAUAUCAAUCAACGAUAUAUAUAUCGUUGA
This is a messenger RNA of Rotaria sp. Silwood2, 675 nucleotides long. The record is from the annotation of a GenBank genome assembly. NCBI's taxonomy places the organism in Eukaryota, Metazoa, Rotifera, Eurotatoria, Philodinida, Philodinidae.